AAUGAAUAUUGCUCUUGUUGCUCUUAUCCCCUCUUCUAUGCUCAAUGGUAUAGAGUGAAAUAAUGCGCUUCACGGACUUCUAUUGAAUUUACCUUAUUUUUACUUUCCAUUUUAGGGUGCCCUUAUUAGUGGUUCAUUUCAAUUAUUAUUCGAUAAUUAGAUAACAUCAAAAUGGCUAAAAAGAUAUGCAUAGUAGGUGGAGGUGCGAGUGGUCUAACCGCGAUAAAAGCAUGCUUGGAACAAAAUCUCAUACCCGUCUGUUACGAAUGGACUAAAAAUUUAGGCGGACUAUGGCGCUACAGAGAGGAGGAUGUCCACGGUCUCGGAUCUGUCAUGAAAUCGACCAUCAUCAACAGCAGCAAGGAAGUGAGUGCUUUCAGCGAUUUUCCGCCCCCAAAGGAGUUUCCAAAUUACAUGCACAACUCCAAAAUGAUUCGAUAUAUCGAAAUGUAUGCUGAAAAUUUCGAUCUGACGCGCCAUAUCACUUUCGAACAUGAAGUCAAGAGCAUCGAACAGGCAUCGGAUUUUGAAGAGACUGGACGGUGGGUUGUCACAGUCCAGAAGAAUGGGUCCUCGCAACCUUUCCAGGAAACCUUCGACGGUGUCAUGGUGUGUGCUGGUCAUCACGUUUUUCCAAUAAUCCCGAAAUUUCCUGGACAGGAGAAGUUCAAAGGAAGGAUUAUCCAUACGCAUUCCUACAAGAGGCCCAAUGGGUACGAGGACAAGAAAGUUCUGGUGGUUGGAGUUGGAAAUUCUGGUGGAGACGUUGCAGUUGAGCUCAGCAAUAUAGCAUCACAGGUCUACUUGAGUACGAGGAGAGGAGCGUGGGUCAUUCAUAGAGUGGGUACAAAAGGCAAACCAUUCGAUAUCCAAAUGAUGACCAGAUUUUUUAAUUUCUGGUUCAACAAUCUACCCUACCCCAUGGUGUGCUACAUUGCUGAAAGAGAGAUUAACAACCGAUUCGAUCAUGAUCUCUACAAGAUGAAGCCCGAACAUCACAUAUUUGGUCAGCAUCCAAUGGUCAAUGACGCUCUUCCGAACAGAAUCCUCAGCGGAACAGUUAUGGUUAAAGGAGACAUAAAGGAAUUUACAGAGAAUGGCAUAAUCUUCGAAGGUGAAACUGAAGAAGUCGAAGUUGAAGAGGUUAUUUUAGCUACUGGGUACAAGAUUACUUUCCCGUACCUUAGCAAAGACAUAGUCUGGGUCCAAGACAAUCAAGUAGAGCUCUUCAAAUUUGCCUUCCCGCCCAAACUCAAACACAAUUCACUGGUCCUGAUUGGUCUGGGACAACCUGUAGGACCAUUGAUGCCCAUUUCAGAGAUGCAAUCCAGGAUAUAUGCAUUGCACAUGAGUGGUAAGAUCCAGUUGCCUUCUGAGGAAGAAAUGAUGCAAGAUAUUAGAAGAAAAGACAUCGAAAUGAGAAAGCGCUACUUUUCCGGGCCCCGCCACACUAUUCAAAUGGAUUGGAUUAACUUCAUGGAUGAAUUGGCCGAACUCGCUGGAGUCCAGCCAGAUCUGUUCUCCAUGUUUUUCAACGAUCCCAUCCUCUUUUACCAUUGUGUCCGAGGACCUUGCCUCCCCUAUCAGUACAGACUUCAAGGUCCCAAUGCAUGGGAAGGGGCACGAAAGGCCAUUAUAGAGGCAGACCAAAGGGUUGUCGCAGCACUCAAUACUCGUUAUAUCCCGAAAAGGAAGGUGGAAGAAGUUAAUAUUCUUAAAUUCAUAAUGGCUAGUAUUAGCAUUAUUCUGUUGGCAUUGUUCUUGGCAACGGUGGCGUAAUUCCAGCUAUUAUUGAUCAUUUUUUACUUGUGAAUAUUGUAUAAAAAAUAUUUAUGUGAUGUCUUUUGAAGUUUGUGUAGUUUGACUGCUCUUUGUGUGUGCAUGUACGUUGUAUGAUUUUAACUUUUUUUAAUAAAAGAUCAUUAAAAAUGCU
This is a messenger RNA of Argiope bruennichi, 1933 nucleotides long. Its product is annotated as flavin-containing monooxygenase 5-like. Gene Ontology annotation, molecular function: flavin adenine dinucleotide binding; N,N-dimethylaniline monooxygenase activity; NADP binding. The transcript has 4 exons. NCBI's taxonomy places the organism in Eukaryota, Metazoa, Arthropoda, Arachnida, Araneae, Araneidae. Bases 172 to 1779 code for a protein of 535 amino acids. The record is from RefSeq and is a predicted model, not a curated record.